CCAUCACAUUGUCACAUUGGCUAAUCGCUUUCACGCUGCAAGCUGCAAGCUAGUGUUAGGUUAUCCUAAUUAAUUUCAUCAUCAUCUCUUCAUCUUCUUCUUCUGAAAUAUACAUACGUAAAAAGCACGCUUCUUUCCCACCUAUCAAACACUCGGAAAUCAUCCUCUGGAUCUCUCUCUAUAUAUACAGAUUCUUCGUUUCAACUUCCCCCACUUACUCGACUGCGCUCUGCAUAAAAGCCUGGAGCGCGCAUAUAUCCAACAUAUACGUACUGCUCAUACUUAAUUCUCUAAUUUAUUCUUUCGAAGUUUCAAUGGGAAUCUGAGAAAUCCGUGAAAGAUGAAUUUGAAUAUUGGAUUCGUUGUGGUCGUGUUGGCUCUGCUCACGAGCGUGCCCCUGCGCAUUAACGCGCAGGAGCGGCUCCUCGUGCCCAUGACUGUUGUCCGGAACGCUUCCGCUCUCGGUGCUUUUUGCUUGGAUGGGAGUUUGCCGGCGUAUCAUCUGCACAGGGGAUUCGGAGCCGGAACAAACAACUGGCUUUUGCAGUUCGAGGGUGGUGGGUGGUGCAAUGAUUUAGCGUCGUGCUUUGAGAGAGCCAAUACACGCAGAGGAUCAACGCGUCUCAUGACCAAGUUUGAAGUCUUUUCUGGAAUUCUAAGUAACAACGCUUCUUUUAAUCCAGAUUUUUACAAUUGGAACCGUGUGAAGCUUAGAUAUUGCGAUGGAGCCUCAUUUGCUGGAGAUGCCGAGUUUGACAAUGGGACGUCAUUGCUUUAUUUCAGAGGGCAAAAAAUUUGGGACGCAAUCAUUCAUGACCUUCUACCAAAAGGUUUGGGGUGUGCGCGUAAGGCUUUGCUUUCAGGUUGCUCUGCUGGAGGUUUAGCAUCCUUUUUGCAUUGUCAAAACUUCACCAAUUACUUACCAGAGAAUGCCAGUGUGAAGUGCUUAAGCGAUGCUGGAUUUUUUCUUGAUAAAAGAGAUAUAAGUUUGAACUACACCAUGAGAUCCUUCUACAAAAAUCUUGUUUCGCUACAGGGGGUGGAACAGAAUCUUGAGAAAAACUGCACCAGUUCCCUCAAAUUGCCUUAUCUGUGCUUCUUCCCACAGUAUGCAUUGAAAUACAUAACCACGCCAUUUUUUAUCUUGAACUCGGCUUACGAUGUAUUCCAAUUUCAUCAUAUAUUGGUGCCAUCUUCUUCUGAUUUGCAUGGACACUGGAAUCAUUGCAAGCUGAAUCCAGCCGCAUGUGAUGAAACCCAGAUAGAGACAUUGCAAGGUUUCAGGCGUGACAUGCUUUUAACAUUGAGAGUGUUCUUCAAAUAUUCAAGAAGAGGAGGGAUGUUCAUAAAUUCAUGCUUUGCUCAUUGCCAGAGUGAGUCACAAGACACAUGGUUUGGAGAUGACUCACCGAGAAUUCAAAACAAGACCAUUGCAGAAGCGGUUGGCGAUUGGUACUUCAGCAGAAGGGUGACCAAAGAGAUUGAUUGUGCAUAUCCGUGCGACAGUACCUGCCACAACCUUAUACCGUAGUUUCAGGUACCAUAUAAAGAUUCAAAGGUUAGGAGGAAUGAUAAAGUUGUUUUCACAGGCUGCUCCAGUUCUCAAAAUGAAGCCGUUAGUAGCUUUUGAAGAUAUUAAGGGACAAGGGGAGGGACCAUUCAUACAACAAUGAUGAUUAUAGCAUCUCUACAAAAAGAAAACUAGAAAAUAUUUCAGGUGUCUCACAUUUUUUUUCAUUCAAUUGAUCAAUAGAAUACACUGAUUCUUCUCCAGACUCGCAGAAACUAAAAGGACUAUAUUGGUUAUUGGCAAAGACAGAUUGCAUACAAGAUUGAAUUUGUACAACUGAUUGCAGUGCGAUUCUAUAAUGGUUUUUGUAUCAUUUAGGCUAUGAAAGUGUAAUGUACUUGAAUAAUUAAGCAAUGAUUCUUUCUAGUUGAUCA
Juglans regia (Persian walnut) is the source of this 1944-nucleotide messenger RNA. Its product is annotated as pectin acetylesterase 9. The record is from RefSeq and is a predicted model, not a curated record. Gene Ontology annotation, molecular function: hydrolase activity. NCBI's taxonomy places the organism in Eukaryota, Viridiplantae, Streptophyta, Magnoliopsida, Fagales, Juglandaceae. Bases 341 to 1531 code for a protein of 396 amino acids. The transcript is spliced from 13 exons.